Molecule: messenger RNA, 2112 nt
Organism: Coccinella septempunctata (seven-spotted ladybird)
Lineage: Eukaryota; Metazoa; Arthropoda; Insecta; Coleoptera; Coccinellidae
Exons: 1
Coding region: 1-2112 (703 amino acids)
Source: RefSeq, a predicted model, not a curated record
AUGCAGAUUUGGGAAAUCAUUUGUCCGAGUCGACCCACAUACGCUCAACUCCUAUCAAACAGAGCGAGGUGGAUUCUGCAGAAUCAAAAACUUUCCCGAGCUGAGCUGGAAAACAUAAAGUCCAGCUGUUACCCUGACGUGUCAGCUGAAACACAAAGCUCUAGUAAACAAGAACAAGAGUCACGGAGAUCAUCUCCUAGAAUACGAAGAAGUGGACUCUUCACCAGAGCGGAGAGCGAAGAUACGAUCGAGAAACGCUUUCUGGGCAACCUGAUGAAGUUCUCGGGAAUUGCACCUGAAACACGCCCGAAGCUUCCCCGCAUGAAACACUCCAAAGAAUUUUUCGCCACUGUAAAGCAUUUGAACUCUAUACUUCCUAAACACCUGGAGAAUGUCGACACACUAGAACCGAUUGUUGACAUUGUAUAUGCUGGAGCUGUCACAGCAUGUGAGAUUCAUGGCAGAGAAGUAGGACAGAACAGUACACUAAGACCUGAUACUGCACCUCCCUGGAAACUGCGCCUGGAAAGGAAGAUAAACGUCAUGAGGAAAAAAAUCGGAAACUUACAUACUUACAUUAACACGAAUAAUCCAUCGAUGAAAGUGACUAAAGCUGUCAGAAGGAUAGCGUCUGAGUUCCGUGUUAGACGCAGAGAUCCGUCAUUCGUGGACAAAAUUCUCUUGAUAUCGUACACUCUAAAACAAAAAAUUAGAGCAUUAGGAAACAGGAUCAGACGCUAUAAUGAUAGAGCAAAGCGCUACAAAAACAACAGGCUAUUUCUUUCGAACCAGAAGCAGUUUUUUCGGGAUCUUGAGGGUGGCAAGAAUGAUGGGACGAUCCAAGUUGAACCUGCAGAAGCUCACAAAUACUGGUCUGAAAUUUGGUCGGAGAGUGCAAACCACGACGAUGGGGCGUAUUGGAUCGGCGAGGCCGAAGCACAGAUCCCCAAUGUUCAAAUGAGCGACAUCCAAAUCAGCGAGAUGGACAUAAGGGAGGCUCUGAAAGGUUCGAACAACUGGUCAUCACCUGGACCCGACAAAAUUCAAAAUUAUUGGUGGAAACACUUCACCGGUAUACAUAAAGCGCUCUCUAUGGCACUCCAAAAGUCAAUAGCCGACCCAACAACAAUUCCUGACUUUUGCACCUUGGGAGUGACACAUCUUCAGCCCAAAGACGGUGACCUCCAAAAUCCUAAGAACUACCGGCUGAUCACCUGCCUGUCCACAGUUUAUAAAGUCCUCACCGCAGUACUCACCCGAUACAUCAGUCAGCACCUCAGAAACAACAACCUAAUGGCUAGAGAACAGAAAGGCGGCCGCAUAAGAACUAAAGGCUGCAAAGAACUCCUGGUGAUUGACCAAAUAGUUACCAAGCAGGCCCGAAGAAAAUUGAGGCACAUAUCUAUGGCAUGGGUGGACUAUCGGAAGGCCUUUGACUCGGUCCCGCACACAUGGCUGCUAAGAGUACUAAAAAUGCACGGGAUCGACGAGAAGGUAACGAAUCUUCUUGGGCAUCUGAUGAGAGGGUGGAGGACCCAACUGGCCGUGAGAAUGGAGGAUCGUACAGCUAAGUCGGAGGUGAUCAAAAUCAACCGGGGCAUAUUCCAGGGCGACACCUUGAGUCCAAUAUGGUUCUGCAUGGCGCUGAACCCUCUGAGUAUGUUACUAAAUAAUACCAACUAUAGCUAUACCAUCAGCAAGCAGAGCAACAUCCGCAUAAACCACCAAUUAUAUAUGGACGAUUUGAAGCUCUAUGCUGCUAAUGCAGAUCAACUAAGAAGAAUGCUGGAAAUAGUCUCAUCAUUCAGUGAUUCCAUAAACAUGCAACUGGGAGUAGAAAAGUGCGCAACUCUAGAAGUUAAAAGGGGAAAGAUACAGGAGCCAAAGCAGAAAACAACGCUCAUGAACCAGAUCAAGAUUCCCAGCCUGAACAAAGACGACGCCUACAAGUACCUGGGCAUACAUCAGGCAUUGGACAUCCAAACCGCUGAGAUGAAGGAGCUCUUCAAACAAAAACUAUAUAAGAGAAUAAGCCUCCUUCUUAAAUCUCAACUCAACUCAAGAUCAUUGUUCACGGCAAUUAACAUCUGGGCAUUGCCGAGCAUGACCUAG